Molecule: messenger RNA, 1275 nt
Organism: Pleurotus ostreatus (oyster mushroom)
Lineage: Eukaryota; Fungi; Basidiomycota; Agaricomycetes; Agaricales; Pleurotaceae
Product: acid phosphatase pho5
Exons: 9
Coding region: 1-1275 (424 amino acids)
Molecular function (GO): acid phosphatase activity
Source: RefSeq, a predicted model, not a curated record
AUGGCCUUCAUUCUUCUCUCGCUUUUGGGCGCUACAUUGGCCCAGCGCGACCCGUCGAGGCUGAACAAUUUUGGUGCCCUAUCGCCGUACCAUACAGCCCCCGUAAAGGGGGGUACCAAGGUCUCUCUCCCUUCGGACUGCAAAGUCGACCAAAUCAUGCAUCUGGGUCGUCACGGUGCUCGAUACCCUGAACAUGAAAGCGAUGGGAUAAAGGCCAUGGUCGCAGCUGUUGCAAGGGCGAAGGACUAUAUCGCUUCCGCAGAUCUCCCGGAGGAACUCCAAUUUUUGAAGAAUGGGUAUGUGUCCGAUCUCGGAGUAGGAGACUUGGUGGAAACGGGUAGGCAACAGCUCUUUGCACACGGCAAAAGUUUCCGCGCGAAAUACCCGACCUUCAAAGUCGACAAACUUCAGUGUUCUGGUGUCAAAAGGGUUGUCGAAUCCACGGAUUACUUUGGGAGAGGGUAUUUCGGAGAUGCUUGGGCCGCCAAUUCCAGUGCCAUGGUCUCCAUAAUCCCCGCAGACAGCUCAACGGUAUCCCACAUCACGCCUUGGCAUGUGUGCAAGGAUCUGAGCUUCGAUACUACCGACAAGGUUUCUGCGGAAUGGGGGAGCGUUUAUCUGCCUCCGAUAACCAAACGCCUCAACUCUUUAGUCCCCGGGCUCAAUUUUACCACCGAUGACACCCUGGCGGCCUUCCAGGCCUGUGGCUACGACUAUGCUGCACAUGGUUCCUCCCCUUGGUGCGACGUGUUCACAGAUGAGGAGAUUGAGAGAUUCGAGUACAAUGCUGACAUAUCUAUGAACGCGAUUUGGGGCUCGCGGUUGCCGAAUAACGGCGGCGCCGUCAUGGGAUCCAUCUACAUCAACACGCUAAUUGACCGUUUCUCGGCGCAAGACAGCCAACCGGCGUAUGUGGAGUUUGGCCACGAUGUCACGAUAUCUUUGGCAUUGACUGCAAUGGGAUUGACGAAAGAUAUCCCGCAGCUGUCUACCUCGCAGAUAAUUACCAAUAGGAAAUAUCGGAGCUCUCAGCAAACACCUUUUGCUGCUCAGAUGGUAUUCGAGAAGUUCAGCUGCUCAAGCUCGUUCAGUGGGCCUCAAAUUCGGCUCGUUCUCAACGAGGCACCGUUCCCACUUGAGACGUGUAUCAAAUCGGAAAAAGAUGCAGAAUAUGGGUCCUGCUCGUUUGAUAACUUCGUGCAAGCCAAUAGUUUCAGUAGAUCGGUUAAGUACGGCGAUGCUGCCUGGAAACGGGCAUGUGGCGAAGUGGUGUAA